GAUUGCUUCCUCCCGGCAUUCCCCUCGGUUACCGCCGCUGUCGCCGCCGCCGCCGCUGCCGCCGCCGCGGCUUGUGGGAGGGGGAAGGGAAGGCUAUUUGGCUGGUUGAAGGGGGGUGGGGGAAGGAGCGAGCGAGCGGAGCGGGGCGAGCGAAGCGGAGCGAAGGGCGGCCAUGUUGGGAGAGAGGCGGCUGCAGUAGUCGGCGGAGCGGGCCGGGGCCGAGGCCAGGAGGGCCAAUUUGUAGUGGGACGGAGUUGGGGGUGGUAGAGGAGCGGCGGCAGCAGCGGCGGCAGCGGAUCGACCUCUCUAAGGAUCCUGCCCGGGCUCCGGGGGCGGCGGGGGCCGGGGCGGCGCCAUGAGUGGAGGGACCCCCUACAUCGGCAGCAAGAUCAGCCUUAUCUCCAAGGCGGAGAUCCGCUACGAGGGCAUCCUAUACACCAUCGACACGGAGAACUCCACUGUGGCCCUCGCCAAAGUUCGUUCCUUUGGUACAGAAGACAGACCAACAGAUCGACCAAUACCACCUCGUGAUGAAGUUUUUGAAUACAUUAUCUUCCGUGGAAGUGACAUUAAAGACCUCACUGUUUGUGAACCACCAAAACCACAGUGCUCUUUGCCUCAGGACCCAGCUAUUGUUCAGUCUUCACUAGGAUCAUCUACUUCUUCAUUCCAGUCAGUGGGUUCCUAUGGUCCUUUUGGUAGGAUGCCAGCAUAUAGUCAGUUCAGCCCAAGUCCAUUAGUCGGGCAGCAGUUUGGUGCUGUUGGUGUUGCUGGUAGCUCCCUGACAUCUUUUGGGACAGAAACAACAGCCAGUGCUGCCUUAUCCCAGAGCAGUGCAGUCGGGUCUGCCUUUACACAGGAUGCAAGGUCUUCAAAAACACAGCCAUCCCAAGGUCGUUCAAGCCCUCAGUUAGACCCUUUGAGAAAAAGCCCAACCAUGGAACAAGCAGUACAGACCGCCUCGGCCCACUUACCUGCUCCAGCACCUGUUGGGAGAAGGAGCCCUGUAUCAGCCAGACCUUUGCCAUCUACCAGCCAAAAAGCAAUAGAGAAUCAAGAGCACAGGCGAGCUGAAGCACACAAAAUUUCCAGACCAGAAAAUGAACAAAUCAGAAAUGAAAACAAGAGACAAGCAAUUCCAGGUGGCCCUUCAGCACCUCGAAGAGGACGAGGAGGUCAUCGUGGUGGCAGGGGAAGAUUUGGAAUUCGGCGGGAUGGCCCAAUGAAAUUUGAGAAAGACUUUGACUUUGAAAGUGCUAAUGCACAAUUUAACAAGGAGGAAAUUGACAGAGAAUUUCAUAAUAAACUUAAAUUAAAAGAAGAUAAACUUGAAAAACAGGAGAAGCCUGUAAAUGGUGAAGAUAAAGGUGAUUCAGGAGUAGACACCCAAAACAGUGAAGGAAAUGCUGAUGAAGAGGAUCCCCUUGGACCCAAUUGCUAUUAUGACAAAACUAAGUCAUUCUUUGAUAACAUCUCCUGUGAUGAUAAUAGAGAAAGAAGACCAACUUGGGCAGAGGAAAGAAGACUAAAUGCUGAAACAUUUGGAAUUCCCCUCCGUCCAAAUCGUGGCCGGGGAGGUUACCGAGGUAGAGGAGGAAUUGGUUUCCGUGGUGGCCGAGGUCGUGGGGGUGGAAGAGGUGGUAGCUUUGCCACUCCUCGAGGAUUUCGUGGUGGAUUCAGAGGUGGCCGAGGGGGAAGGGAAUUUGCAGAUUUUGAAUAUAGGAAAGACAACAAAGUUGCUGCAUAGUCUACGGGAAAGUCUUGGAACUAGGUGAAUGUCUAUCUAGGUCUUCAUGGUCCAGAGAAUUAGCUUCCAUCCUUGAAAAGAAUGAAGAAGUGAAUUUGCUGUAUACUUGUCACCAGCACUGGGGUUUCACUGCUUAAUUUCAAAGGGUAUAAUGCAGUUACUUUUUGAAAAAAUGGCCAUCUUCAGAAAUGUUGAGCAUUAAAUAUAUUUGGAAUAGCAGAAGGAUAAGUAAUUUCUUAUGUAUAGUUAAACACAAACUAAAACAGUACUUCGAUGGAUCUUAUAAGUAUUUUUUCAUCACUGAGAGGAUUUUUCUUAUCACUAAAUUGUAUUUGAUAAUUACUGCAAGUUACCUGCAGAUGGGGCCGUGAUACUGUGAGUGUUUUGAGCCACAGAAGGUAGUUUUUUUGGGAAAUCCUGUAAUAUCCCUUAUGAGGUAGCUUAUUUCGUCAACUAAUUAGGGUGCUGGAUGGUAGAGAAUUUUCUUUGUCAGUCAACUAUGUACACACAGUAAAUACUGUUUCUUAGGCAAAGGUACCUUUUUUAUAUAGUUGUAAAAUUCCAUUAUAUCCCAUUGCCAAAGAAACAUUAAGAACUUUGUAUAGCUGUAUAAAAAGCAACUAAUUUUUUAAAGAAUAAACAUUUUUAAGUCAGCAAACAUACUGUGUUAUUGCAAAAGUUGAUAUGCUAAGGAACAGAGUUAAUAGUUGGUUUUUUUCUUAGCUUUUCAGGCUUUAAAUUUGUUUGAUUUUUAUAUUUGAAAUAUAAAUGAAGAUUUGGUAUGUUCUUCCAUUAUAUAAAAGAGGAUAAAUUCUUCAUUUUCACUUGCAAGAACUUCAUUUUGUAGCUUAUGGCAUAUCACAGGAUUUGUCCAAAUAAAGAAGAUCUUCAAGAUAUAAGGACAUGAAUAAUCAUAGAUCAGAAUGCACUUAGCUUUACUUGCUGAUAAAUAAUAACUUUUUUAGAAAAUUCUAGGCAUCAGUUAUUUCUGAUAUGCCUGGGCUUAAAAAAAAAAGACUGUCAGUUCUUAAAAUUGUCUUUGUUGUGAUACUUGUAGACCCAUUCCAUUGGAUUGAAAGAACAUUCUGAGUGUUGAAAGUUGCUGCAUUUUGAUAGCCCUUAGGACAUUACAGUACUGGUCCUUAGACCAGUGAACCUCAAGCAACUCAGUAUGGAGUUCAUUGCCAAUUAAAAAUUACUAGUAAAUCUUUUUGAUAUGUUUAAGUUAUAAUGGAAAAAAUGAAAUCUGGCCAUUCAGGUGUUUUUAUGGAGGCCACAGGAAUAAAGGGAUCCAAAGAUUAAAAUGUUUUUAUCUAAUUUGCUGAUUUUGUUAACUUUAUCCUCAAAAUGUUCAAUAGUGAUAAAGAAGUGGAGAACUGCACUGUAGGAAAGAAAGUGGGAGUAUUUAAAGGUGGUUGAUAUUCUUAUCUUAAUUUUAAUUUUAUAUCUUUUGUAUAGCACUACAAAGGAAGUAUUUUGUAAUUUGGUUUCCUUAUUAAGGUCCAGUAUUUGGCAGCCAUAGUUGAGAUAAUAUUGUUUAGUACUGUUUGUUUGCAUGUUACCAACACAACCUUUUUGAGGACCCAUAAAUCAUGACACUGAACAACUUUUGGGGUUUUUGAACAUAAAGACAAGUGCUGUACUGUUGCAAUAACUAUGUAGACUGUCUGAGACGUCCCAGGCUUAUUUAAACAAGAGAAAUUGUAAAUAAUACCAGUGAUACAUGCUGUGAAGGUAUGAAUUGGUGCGUCUCCCUAGCCUUUUGGGUUAAUGAGUGGGGUAUUUUGUACCCUAAUAACUAGCAGCAUGGCAUACCUGCAGUGUACCUUGCAACAUUAAAGCAAGGUUUUUAUUCUAAGGCAGAAUAAAACUGUUCAAUAAAAAAUGUGAAAGUUGUUUCUCCUUUCAACAUUAUUAUUUUCUGAACAGCAACAUGUGAAGUGAAACAAAAUAAUUUCAGUGUCACAUUAUUUAUCCUUUCAAAUGUCUUGAUUUUCCCCAAACAAUCUUGAUUUAUAGCAAAACUGCUGAAUCUUUCUGUUUUAUCUUGUUGUACCAAGUGCAUGUAGAUAUGGCCUUAAAAAACAGGGUUUUGGUGGCUUUUUACUUUGAUUUCUACAGACAUUUCUGAAAUCUAAUUGAUGUUUUAAAUUAUAGAUUAUAUUCAUAAAAUAGGAAUUUUGAACUGGAAGACAACAGCUUACAUAGCACAUGUCUGAUCUCUUCCCCCACUUUGCCAAAUUCUGGUGAGUUCUGUACUGUUUUAUGGUUCCCUUUUCAAUCCUCAUGGCCCUAUUUGGUGUCUAGGUCGUGGAAGGAAAGCACUAAGAAACAGGGCAGGGUCCACAUUGUGUUAUCUUUAUUAGAAUCACAGAGUGGCCUUAAAGUUGACCUCGGGGUACAGCCAUUGUCAGUUUCUUGGUCUAGUCUACUUUCCACUUGAUUCCUUAAGCUUCCUUUUGACAAAUAUCCUGUUUUUAAUAGGUCAGUAAAUGAAGAAGCCAUAGAGAUGGAAAUGCCUCUCCAGCCUAUGUUUGUAUCCUGAUAGGUUCCUAAAAGGUGGUAGCUUGGCUGCCACUGUUCUACCCCCAAUCAUAGAAUUAUAUUUGGAGUUUGUAAAAUGUGGGCUGCACUCAGUAAGCUUUUUGUUUUGUGUAAGAUUCAUAUUCUCUUGUGGCUUCUUUUCAUGUUUAAUUUUAGCUUUAGAAUUAGAUGAGGAAAACUGGCAUAUCAUACAUAGUGUUGAAAGUUUGAUGUUUGCCUUAUAGAAAGAGGGAAUAGGGACAAGAAAAAUGUAAAAAAUGUAAAAAAAAAAAAAAUUAGUCUUUCAGGGAUUAUUAGUUAGUGAAUAUUAGAGGCUUUGAUAAAUAUAAUCUUGCCCUGGAACAAAUUUAACCAUCAUUCUCUUUAGUGCUUCCUUCUUGUUUGAAACAUUAAGAAUGUAGGAGUGAGUAACCAGGACAAUUGAAUAAAGUAAGAAAAAUUAUGUAGCACUAAUGGCCUGAAAAUAUAAACACUUUUAAUAUCUACCUAGACUGAAUAUUUUCAGAGUUCAGUCCAUACACAUACAUAUAUACAUAAGCAAUACUAAUGCCAAUGGGAUAACUUUCUAAUCUAGAAACAUCAAAUAGUAUCCUACACAGAAACAGUAAUUCUUAGUUAUAUGAAACUUAAAUGGGGUUAUCAUUCCCACUCAGAUUAAAGGAGAGUGAUUACAAUUCUCUAGUACUUCAAUGUGGAAAGUUAUAUGAAUAUUUUUAUCUGAACACUGACUCUUCUAUACCCUUAAAUGUCAUUUUAUGUUAGCAGCACCCACUGGAUUUUGAAUUAUGGAUGAAAAUAAAAGUCCAUCAGAAACCUUUUAUGUUGCUUAUGCAGGGAAUCCACUUCAUUUGUGUAUUAUUUGUGGAUCAGAUAUUUAUCCUGUCCCAAACUUAUUAAUAUAGCACAAGAUUUUUUUUAAACUAUAAAAAAAAUUAGCCAUUAAUAAGAUUAGUAUUUUCUUGAAGAAGAAACUAGAAUCGGGACAGAGAGCACAAAAGUUUCUUAGACUAUUGCGAUAGUAACUGGUAUUACUAAAGACCUUUCAGUGGAAAGAACAGUUACUAGAGUAGGAGUCAUAAAACCUGGAGCCGAAUACCAGGUCUCUGAUUAAACAAUUAUUGUAACCAUAGGCAAGUCACUUGAUAUCUCAGGACCUUAUUUUCUCAUCUAUUAAAUGAGAUGGUUGAACUCUGUUGUUUUCCAGCUAAAGAUAUCUUCCUGUUCUUAACAUUCUAUAAAUAAUUGAGUGGUCCACUGAUCUCUUUAAUACUAGUUUUCCUUUUUGAACAUUAAGGUUCUUUGGUCCUAAUUAUGGCUUGAGUUAAAAGUAAAUAUUGAUAAUUCCAGUUUGAGAUUCUAGAAUUUGAAAGUAUUUUAGAAUCAACAGGUGAGAGAAUAUCUAGGAUAAGAGGUAAUUGUUUUUACAAGCGUAUAUCAAUUAAGACUACAAAUAAUAUUAGAGAUACCUUUGGUUUCUAAGGUACCCAUUAUGCUUGUUUGUAUUUCCCAAAACAUGAACAUGGGAUAAGCAUUCAGUUUAAACAAUAGUAAAUAAUUCAAACAAAAGUAAACACCCACCAUGUACCAUGAAGACUUAAUGUUUUUGUUGUUUAAUAAUGUCCUGUUUUUAUGAUUCUGUGGACCAUAGAAUACCAUGUCAUGGGGUUUUCAUGGCAAAGAUAAGUGGUAAUUUGCCAUUUCCUUCUUCAGUAAAUUAAAAUCCUUUAUCCAGGAUCACACAGCUAGUAAAUAUCUGAGGUCAAAUUUGAUCUCAGGUCUUUCUGACUCCAGUCCUAUCUAUCCUUUAAACCAUUUAAACUGCCUCCUAAAGGUAUUCAAAGAACUCAUUUAAAACUUAAUUUAGCUAUAGAAUUUCAGAGUUAGAACUUUAGAAAUAUAAUUCAGUUCCACUUAUUUUGAAUAUGAGAAAGCUGAUGCUUCAGGAAGGGAAAAUGACUUGUCAGGACCAGAACCCAAGUCUCCUCACUCCUGUUGUAAUAUUUUUCAGUACUACAAACUCCUUGAGGGAGAAUGUGUCAAUUAACCUUGCAUUUACUAAGCACCUACUAUGUACUAGGCAUAAGGGUAAAGAGAUAUCUUGUAUUAUAUGGGGAAAGCAACAUAUGUACAUAUAAGUAAAUACAAAAUAAAAGUAAGUAAAAGGUCAUUGGUGGGUGAGCAAGGUUUUAAUGGCUCAGAGAAUAAAAAAAGAUUUUAUGUGAGAGAUGGCAUAUGAACUGACCUUUGAAGAAAAUCAGUGAUUCUAAGAGGCAAGCCAGAAAGGAAUGCAUCUUAAAUAUGAAGUGUACAGAGGCAAUGUAUGGAAUGUUAUCUGUGACUAAGUAUACUGAAGUAUAGGCUGUGUGAAGGGGAAUAAUACACAUUAAGUUUAGAAAGGUAGACUUGCAGGAAUUGAAAUGCCAAAUAUAAGAGAUUGUGUUUUUAUUGGAGAAGCACAGAGUAGCCUUUGAAGCUUUUUUAAUUCACUUGUGCUUUAGGAAUAAUUAUCUCUGGUACAGUGUGGGGAGGGGAGGGAGCACAGAUUGGAGAGAGGAGAGGAAAGAUGUUGACAAUUGAUUUUGCUGUAGGGGAUGAGAGAAUGAAGAAUGAGGAAUUAACAGAAUUUGGGGAUUUUGUUUAGAAGAAGGUUUGAUUUGGGAGAAAAGACAUUCUGUUUUGCACAUGUUAAGGUUGAGAUGACUACAGGCCACUCACACUCAUUUGGAAAUAGCUAAUAAGCAGUCAAUGCUGUGAAUUUGUAGCUCUGGGGAGAAAUUUGGGCUGAUUACAUAAUUUGAGAGUCUUUUCAAAGAGAUGAUAAUUGAAUCAGUAGAAACUGUAGGAAGGAAAAGGCAAAGGGAUCAGUCAGAAGUGGAAACCAAGCUUGACCUGAAAGAAGAAAGAAGACACAAACUAUACCCUAUUGUAUCCCAUUCUACCUCUGAAUAACUGUUUUUUACAUAUAUUAGUUAAUUAGGUAGGUAUUUUUUCCUUUUAAAAAAAAAUUCAUUAUUCUAAUAAUGGGAUGGCCCGUGACUUUGGGAAAUUUAGGUGAUAUAAAGACAAAAUUUCUUUUAAUGAAAAAAUUAAUAGAUGGAGUACCAGAAGCCAAGGGAAGUCAGGUUCACUAUCCACUGUAGAGAAGAACUGGGAAGAUGGAUAAAAGAUGCUUAUUAUUUGGAGAUUAAGAACUCUUUAGAACCCUCUGGGGACUGAAGCCAGAUUCAAAUUUUGAGGGUAGAGAGCUGAUAAUGUGGAAGUGAAGAAUAUAAAAUAUUCUUUCUAGAAGUUGGAUUGAAUUCCUUUCUUGUCUAAAAAGACAAUUAAAAUUAGCAUUUGAAUUACUUGAAUGUUAAAAAUCUGAUUUGAAAUAACUUCUUGAUGUGGUUUAGGUUGUAGCUGUUUCUCCAAGCCUAUACAACUGCGCCUCCCAGUGGGGAAAUGAAACUUUCAUCUGUCUCCCCAAUAUUCGAAGUUCAAUAAAGAUGAAUUUAAACAUUG
Messenger RNA from Sarcophilus harrisii (Tasmanian devil), 7792 nucleotides. It is a transcript of the gene LSM14A, whose product is annotated as LSM14A mRNA processing body assembly factor. NCBI's taxonomy places the organism in Eukaryota, Metazoa, Chordata, Mammalia, Dasyuromorphia, Dasyuridae. Bases 356 to 1747 code for a protein of 463 amino acids. Gene Ontology annotation, molecular function: mRNA binding. Gene Ontology annotation, biological process: cytoplasmic stress granule assembly; P-body assembly. The record is from RefSeq and is a predicted model, not a curated record. Gene Ontology annotation, cellular component: P-body. The transcript has 10 exons.